UGCCUGACGUUUCAGAGACCGGCGUUUGUCUAUCGACGGCGCUUCGGGAAAGGCUAAACGAAACGGUCGUCUAGUAAUUGGCGCCUGCGUAAUACGUUCCCGUGGUUCGUUGGUCUUUUCGCGACGUUGCUCCCCUAACUCUCCCCCGUGCCUGGUUGCCCGGGGCAACGGCCGCUUCCCUCCUCUCUUUCCCGCAUCAUGUCUGGGGACCAAGUGAGCAGUCUCUGCGAGCAGUUGGUGAAGGCGGUCACGGUAAUGAUGGACCCGGCCUCCACGCAGCGAUACCGUCUGGAAGCUCUCAAGUUCUGUGAAGAGUUUAAGGAGAAGUGUCCCAAAUGUGUUCCUUGUGGACUGAAGCUGUCAGAGAAAACCCAGACCGCUAUAGUCCGGCACUUUGGACUUCAGAUCCUGGAGCAUGUGGUGAAAUUCCGUUGGAAUAGUAUGGCUCGACUUGAGAAAGUCUAUUUGAAGAACAAUGUCAUGGGACUGAUAUCCAGUGGUACCCAGAAUAUUUUAGAGGAAGAAAGUCACAUAAAGGACGUUCUCUCUCGCAUUGUCGUUGAGAUGAUCAAACGCGAAUGGCCCCAGCACUGGCCUGACAUGUUAAAAGAGCUGGAUACACUCUCCAAGCAAGGGGAAACCCAGACAGAGCUGGUGAUGUUUAUCCUUCUGCGCUUGGCGGAAGAUGUAGUGACCUUUCAUACACUGCCAACCCAGCGACGCCGGGACAUCCAGCAAACUCUUACCCAGAAUAUGGAGAAGAUCUUUAGCUUCCUGCUCAACACCCUGCAGCAGAAUGUUAACAAAUACAGACGCAUGAAGAUGGAUGUAUCUCAGGAACAAAAGGCACAGGCAAACUGUCGAGUGGGGAUAGCAGCACUGAACACUCUAGCUGGCUAUAUCGACUGGGUGGCUAUGAGUCAUAUCACAGCAGAUAAUUGCAAGCUCUUAGAAAUGCUGUGCCUUCUCCUGAAUGAGCCAGAGCUCCAAGUGGGAGCAGCAGAGUGCCUCUUGAUUGUAGUCAGCAGGAAAGGGAAACUGGAGGACCGCAAGCCUUUGAUGGUUUUGUUUGGGGACGUUGCCAUGCAUUACAUCCUCUCUGCUGCCCAGACAGCAGAUGGGGAAGGUCUGGUGGAGAAACACUAUGUUUUCUUGAAGAGACUUUGUCAAGUCCUGUGUUCCUUGGGCAGUCAGCUAUGUGCACUGGUGGGCUCUGAUACAGAUGUGGAAACACCAGCCAACUUUGGGAAAUACCUUGAGUCAUUUUUAGCUUUCACAACCCAUCCCAGCCAGUUCUUACGCUCGUCCACUCAGAUCACGUGGGGAGCUCUUUUUCGGCAUGAAGUCCUAUCACGUGAUCCUGUGUUGCUGGCUAUUAUCCCAAAAUAUCUGCGGGCAUCUAUGACUAAUCUAGUCAAGAUGGGCUUUCCUUCCAAGACGGACAGUCCCAGUUGUGAAUAUUCUCGCUUUGACUUUGAUAGCGAUGAAGAUUUUAACUACUUCUUCAACUCUUUCCGUGCCCAGCAAGGAGAGGUGAUAAGGAUGGCAUGUCGCCUGGACCCGCGGACUGGUUUUCAGAUGGCUGGGGAGUGGCUGAAAUAUCAGCUAUCCUCUCCUAUUGAUAUUGGCUCCACGAACUCUAAAACUGGUGAAGGCCUCUGCUCCAUCUUUUCUCCUUCCUUCGUACAGUGGGAUGCUAUGACCUUUUUCUUGGAGAGCAUCAUUAGCCCGAUGUUCCGGACAUUGGAUAAAGAAGAGAUUCCAGUGUCUGAUGGCAUAGAGCUGCUACAGCUGGUUCGGAGUUUUGAAACGAAGGAUCCCCUCAUCUUGUCUUGUGUCCUGUCUAAUGUUUCUGCACUCUUUCCAUUUGUCACUUACAGGCCAGAAUAUCUGCCAGAAGUUCUUUCCAAGCUCUUUGUGUCCGUUACUUUUGAGGUUGUAGAAGAAAGCAAGGCUCCAAGAACCCGAGCAGUGAAAAAUGUGAGAAGACAUGCUUGCUCAUCAAUCAUAAAGAUGUGUCGAGAUUACCCUCAACUUGUUCUGCCAAACUUUGACAUGCUUUAUAACCAUGUGAAGCAGCUGUUAUCCAAUGAGCUGCUCCUCACUCAGAUGGAGAAAUGUGCUCUCAUGGAAGCCCUCGUCCUUAUCAGCAAUCAAUUCAAGGAUUAUCAGCGGCAGAAAGUUUUCUUAGAAGAGCUCAUGUCUCCUGUUGCUACCCUUUGGCUGUCUGAAGAAAUGAAAAGAGUCUUGAUGAAUCCUGAAGACUUUAUCUGCUACGUUGGUGCUGAUAACAAAAUAGCAGAUCCAAUCAUGGAAGAUCCCUGUGGUCUCAACCGUUCUAGAAUAAGCUUUUGUGUGUACACCAUUCUGGGAGUUGUGAAACGUGCACGUUGGCCCACUUCACUGGAAGAGGCAAAGGCUGGAGGAUUUGUGGUUGGGUACAUGCCUAAUGGCAAUCCUAUCUAUCGUAACCCUUGCUCUGUGCAGGUCCUGAAACUUCUUGACAACUUGCUUGCUCUCAUAAGGACCCACAACAUUCUGUACAUGCCAGAGAUGAUGGGUAAAUUGGGGGAAACUUUUGCAAAAGCCUUGGACAUGCUGGAAGUUGAGAAAAAUGCCAUCCUAGGCCUUCCUCAACCUCUUCUGGAGCUUUAUGAUUCUCCUGUUUACAAAACAGUCUUGGAAAGGAUGCAAGGGUUUUUUUGCACCAUGUAUGACAACUGCUUUCACAUUCUGGGGAACGCCGGCUCAUCAAUGCAGCAAGAUUUCUACACUAUCGAUGGCCUAGCCACUGAACUUCUUAACUCUGCCUUUGUCAAUCUUAACAAUAUCCCUGACUACAGACUCCGCCCUAUGCUUCGUGUCUUUGUGAAAUCUUUGGUCCUCUCUUGCCCACCAGAACACUAUGAAACUCUUAUCUGCCCUAUACUUGAGCCACUCUUCACCUAUUUACAUAUGAGGCUGUCCCAGAAAUGGCAAGUCAUCAACCAACGGGGUCUGCUUUGUGAUGAGGACACAACUGAUGACAACCCAGAAUCCCAGGAAAUGUUGGAGGAACAGCUGGUUAGGCUGCUCACCCGAGAAGUCAUGGACUUGAUCACUGUAUGCUGUGUCUCAAAGAAGAGUGCUGAACAGAAUAAUGCUGUUGCUGCUGCUGCUGUUGCUGCAGAUGGAGAUGAUGAUGAAAUGAUGUCCACUGAGGUGACUCCACCAUCCAGCUCUGAGCUCACUGAACUGGGCAAAUGUUUGAUGAAGCAAGAGAGUAUCAGCACUGCUCUGCUGAUAACAGCCUUCACUUCCCUUUCCUGGAAGGAUACCCUGUCCUGCCAAAGAACCACCACCCAACUCUGCUGGCCACUGCUCAAACAGGUGCUCCCUGGGACUUUGAUCCCUGAUGCAGUGACCUGGUUUUUCACAAGUGUGCUGAAAGGCUUACAGAUGCACGGACAACACGAUGGCUGUAUGGCAGCUCUUGUUCACUUGGCUUUCCAGAUCUAUGAGGCUUUGCGUCCACGCUAUACUGAACUGAAGACGGUGAUGGAACAGGUUCCAGAAAUCCAAACAGAGUCCUUGGAGCAAUUUGAUUCCAAACUGCUCAACCCUACACUGCAGAAAGCUGCAGACAAGCGCAGGAAGGAGCAUUUCAAACGCCUAAUUGCAGGUUGUAUUGGGAAGCCUCUAGGGGAGCAGUUCCGCAAGGAAGUUCAUAUCAGAAACCUACCAUCUCUUUUCAAAAAGGUGAAACCACCUGUAGACACAGAUGUAUUGGAUACCAUUGAAGAUGGACCCCUCCUCACACUCUUUGAAUCAUAAAUUCAGAACUCUUCCAGUGCACCUAUGCCAUUGUAUGGUGUGUUCUUUCACAGUACCCAGUUAUUUACUUUGUCUGCUCAUUCCAGAGCCUGGAUAAAGUUCUUACUAGCCUCAUCCCCUUUCUGGUUGGGAGAUGGGGACUACACAUUCAGUCCAGUUUGCUAAGUGUAACCUGCCUGUCCCCGUCCCCCCCACCCAGCUUAGUGUACAACUGGCUGUCUCUUGGAUAGAGCCCAGCCAUUUAGCAUAGAGACCUUAGUUCAGUUUUACCCCCACCCCCGCUUGUGCUGGCCCUCUAGGAACUAGCCUCCACCGAAACACAUAAUACUUUCCCCAAGGAGGAAGCGUGAGAGCAGAUCCCUAGUAUACCUGUCAUUUUUCAUUCAGAAUAUCUGCACUGCGGCUGCCUCAAUGCAACACUAACAUGGGCUUCAUUCUGCUUUUCUUUUGGAACGGCACAGUUUUCUUGAGGUAAAACGGCUGCACUCUGGUUGCUGUAGUCCCCCCCCCCGCAGCUCCAUGAAUUAAUCUUAGUAUUUUCUUCAAGAAAAUAGCACAUAUCUGCCAACAGCAAGGAGAGUUCAGUAAGAAACGGCUUCUGUUGUCGGUUUGACUCUGCCAUGCCUCCAGAGGUCUAGUGUGAAACAAGGCUGACCUUUAAUCCUAGAAGUGUUAUCAAAGCAGAUCUCCUACUUCCAAACCUGGCUUCAGCUGCCAGCAGCCUGCAUAUUCUAGUGAACAGCAGCCCACAGCUACUUUUGGGCUGAUUUGAAGUCACUCCUUCAGUGCUGUGUAACAACUAGAAGACCUUUGCUUAAACUGCUACCGUAGUUUGACUGAGGAAGUAUAAGAGUGUUUUACUGAAGCAAGGUACAUUUUAAGAGGGAUCUAGCCCUAGCAAGGUGGACAACCUUUGUGAUUACAUUCAGAUCCUUACUUUUAGUCAAACUCCACUGGGACUUCUUCAUACCUAUUGUGUCCCUCUAGUAACUUUUUAAUAAAAUAAAAGUCCCAUGACAA
Molecule: messenger RNA, 4833 nt
Organism: Gekko japonicus
Lineage: Eukaryota; Metazoa; Chordata; Lepidosauria; Squamata; Gekkonidae
Gene: XPO5
Product: exportin 5
Exons: 32
Coding region: 199-3813 (1204 amino acids)
Biological process (GO): protein export from nucleus; RNA export from nucleus
Cellular component (GO): RNA nuclear export complex; nucleus; cytoplasm
Molecular function (GO): RNA binding; nuclear export signal receptor activity; small GTPase binding
Source: RefSeq, a predicted model, not a curated record